AUGAUACCAAUAGAAAGAUGCUUCAGUUUAGCAGAGGAUCAUAUCUUCCAGGUGGACCUUGCCUUCAAUAUAUUCUUUCUCCUGUACUUUAUUCUGAGGUUUGUAGCUGCUCAGGACAAAUUCUGGUUCUGGCUUUCACUGAAUUCUGUUGUAGAUUUCUUCACCAUUCCUCCAAUAUUUGUAUCCAUCUAUAUGUCCAGAACAUGGCUUGGCCUAAGGUUCUUAAGGGCAUUGCGUCUCAUGCAGCUUUCAGAGAUUCUCCAGUUCUUGAGUAUUCUCAGAACCAGCAACUCCAUCAAGCUCCUCAACCUGGUCACACACCUAUUAACAUUAUGGCUGGGAUUUGCAGGCAUCAUACACCUGGUCGAGAAUUCAGGUGACCCAUGGAUGCAAUUUGCCAACAAGCAACCCCUCUCCUACUGGACGUGUAUUUACUUCCUGGUCGUCACCAUGUCAACGGUCGGCUAUGGAGAUGUGUAUGCAAAAACUGUUCUUGGGAGGAUCUUUGCCACUACCUUCAUCUUCGGUGGCUUGGCCAUGUUUGCAACAGUGGUUCCCGAAAUCUAUGAAAUUGUAAGCCAGAGAGGGAAAUACAGUGGUUCGCUGCAGUCAGAGAAGGGCAAGAAGUAAGUCCAUUUCAACAAUUAGAUUUAUCAAAUGCCUAUUUCAGCUUUUAUGCCUUGCCUUGAUGGAGUACGUGAAUGUCAGUGAAACGUUAACUUUGGCGAUCUAACCAAUUCGCAGAGUGUGAGAAGUGCAUAGUAACCAGCCCUUGCUUUUGGUUACAAUAUGAAGAGAAAGUUUGUCAAAAUUUCAUGUGAUAAAAAUUUUAAAAAGUGUUCAAGCACAUUUUCAACAUUUUUAGAAAUUAAGACAUUGUAUUCUAAAUGUUUUGUUAUGUAUGCAGACUUCUACUCAUUAUACAAUUACUAAUUUCAUUUCAAUUAUGUUCUAUUCUAUAGAAUUUUCAUAUAAGGAAAAAUAUCCCAAUUUAGCACUAUUUAUUAAAAAAAAAAUAUAUAGUAUACCUUCCCUUCUGAUGCUCAGUGAGCUUAGAAUCGUGUACUGAUUUAAAAAUCAAAUUUUAAUCAAGGCCAUGGCUAACAGCGGCCCAGAUCAAAGAGAACACCACCGAUUGCCUGACACUUGAUGGAAAGAGUUGUUUACAUCCAGAAUACAGACUUGGAUGUUGGAUAUAUGUUCCAUUGAAGCGUUACUAAUGUCCUCCUCUACAGGCUGUUCUCCACCAGCCGAAGAUUGCUCAGUCUUUGGGUUCUGCAUUUCAAAAUACAUGUGCGCCAAUUGUACCAUUGUUCUGAUGUCACUCAUAAGUGUUAAAAUGACAUGAUGGCUUGGGUGAUUUCAUCCCAGAAAUUCUCUAAAGAUUCUCCAAAAGUCUCCAUUCACUGCAAUGGUAAAACU
Lytechinus variegatus (green sea urchin) is the source of this 1422-nucleotide messenger RNA. Its product is annotated as calcium-activated potassium channel subunit alpha-1-like. Gene Ontology annotation, cellular component: postsynaptic membrane. The transcript is spliced from 6 exons. Gene Ontology annotation, biological process: monoatomic ion transport; transmembrane transport. Gene Ontology annotation, molecular function: large conductance calcium-activated potassium channel activity. The record is from RefSeq and is a predicted model, not a curated record. Lineage: Eukaryota; Metazoa; Echinodermata; Echinoidea; Temnopleuroida; Toxopneustidae. The coding region runs from base 1 to 630 and encodes 209 amino acids.